Molecule: messenger RNA, 318 nt
Organism: Microthlaspi erraticum
Lineage: Eukaryota; Viridiplantae; Streptophyta; Magnoliopsida; Brassicales; Brassicaceae
Source: the annotation of a GenBank genome assembly
AUGUUGACCCCAGAUGCGCGACUUAACAACAAGAUGAUUCUCGACCGCCUAGACGAGCUCGAGGGUGAACGUGACCAAGCCCUACUUUGCAUUCAAAACUACCAGCAAGCCGCAGCUCGGUUCUAUAACAAGCAAGUUCGCACGAGGAUGUUCGUCGAAGGAGACCUUAUACUCAGAAAGGUUUUCGAAAACACGAAGGAAGUUAACGCUGGCAAACUCGGUGCAAAUUGGGAAGGUCCCUAUAUCAUCUCCAAGGUCGUUCGCCCCGGAGUUUAUGAGUUACUCACAAUGGCAGGAGACCCGAUCCCGAGAUCCUAG